Triticum turgidum subsp. durum (durum wheat) is the source of this 1950-nucleotide messenger RNA. NCBI's taxonomy places the organism in Eukaryota, Viridiplantae, Streptophyta, Magnoliopsida, Poales, Poaceae. The record is from the annotation of a GenBank genome assembly.
AUGGGGACGGCGUCCGGCGACGACGACCGGCACGUGAUGCACCAUGGCGGCGGCGUGAACCUGUCGGCGCGGCGACCCUUCUCGGAGGCGCUGCGGUCGGGCCUCGCCGAGACCUUCUUCCCCGACGACCCGUUCCGCGGGUUCGGCGCGCUGCCGCCCAAGGCGCGGGCGUGGGGCGCGCUCAAGUACUUCGUGCCGGCGCUGGAGUGGGUGCCCCAGUACGGCUUCGACAAGUUCAAGUUCGACCUCCUCGCCGGCAUCACCAUCGCCAGCCUCGCCAUCCCGCAGGGCAUCAGCUACGCGCGCCUCGCCAACCUCCCGCCCAUCAUCGGCCUCUAUUCGAGCUUCGUGCCGCCGCUGCUGUACGCGGUGUUCGGGAGCUCCAACAACCUGGCGGUGGGCACGGUGGCGGCGGCGUCGCUGCUGCUGGCGUCCAUCAUCGAGGACGAGGUGUCGCCCGAGGACGACCCGGAGCUCUACCUGCACCUCUUCUACACCGCUGCCUUCUUCACCGGCAUCUUCCAGACCGCCCUAGGCGUCUUCAGAUUAGGGCUGAUAGUGGAUUUCCUGUCGCGGUCGACGAUCACGGGGUUCAUGGGCGGCACGGCCAUGAUCAUCAUAAUGCAGCAGCUCAAGGGGCUUCUGGGGAUGAAGCACUUCACCUCCAAGACCGACAUCAUCUCCGUCGUAGGCUCCAUCUUCAAAUACAGACACGAGUGGAGAUGGCAGAGUGCAAUUCUCGGCGUAUGCUUCAUCUUGUUCUUGUUCUCCAGUAAGCAUCUGAAAAAGAAAAUGCCACAUCUAUUCUGGGUGUCGGCCAUUGCGCCGUUCAUGGUUGUCGUCAUCGGAGGCGUCUUUGAUUUCCUUGUCCACGGAGAUGAGCACGGCAUCCCAAUCGUUGGUGACCUCAAGAAAGGGGUCAAUCCCAUCUCCAUUUCGCAGUUGAGGUUCAACGGCAAGCACGUAGGGGUAGUUGUGAAAGCAGGGCUCUUGUCUGGGAUCCUAGCGCUCGCGGAAGGAAUAGCCGUGGGACGAAGCUUGGCCAUGAUCAAGAACGAGCAGAUCGACGGUAACAAGGAGAUGAUCGCGUUCGGCAUGAUGAACAUCGUCGGUUCUUUCACCUCCUGUUACCUCACCACAGGGCCCUUCUCCAAGUCGGCGGUGAACUUCGACGCCGGGUGCAAGACGCCCAUGUCCAACGUGGUGAUGUCGGUGUGCAUAUUGCUGGUGCUGCUCUUUCUGGCCCCUCUGUUCAAGUACACCCCGCUGGUGGCCCUCUCUUCCAUCAUCGUGGUCGCCAUGAUCGGGCUGAUCAAGGUCAAGGAGUUCAUCCGCCUCUACAGGGUCGACAAGUUCGACUUCUGCAUCUGCAUGGUCGCUUUCGUGGGCGUCGUCUUCUUCACCAUGGUCAUAGGCCUCAGCGCAUCAGUCGGCUUGUCUGUGCUCAGGGCACUGCUGUACGUGGCUAGGCCGGCAACCGUCAAGCUCGGAAACAUCACGGGGACCGAGGUCUUCCGCGACGUAAAGCAGUACCCGCAUGCCAAGAGCGUCCCCAACAUUCUCGUCUUGCAGCUGGGCUCUCCCAUAUAUUUCGUCAACGCGGGCUACUUGCGAGAGAGGAUUUUGAGAUGGGUUGAAGACGAGGAGCACAUUUGCAAGGGGCACGGGCAAGACUUGCAAUGCCUGGUUCUUGAUCUGGGUGGCGUGACCUCAAUCGACAACACGGGGAUCGGGAUGCUAGGAGAAGUUCACAAGGGCCUGGACCGGAAGGGGAUCAUGAUAGCUCUGGCGAAUCCCAGGCUGCAGGUGACGGAGAAGCUGGUGGUGUCGGGGUACAUCAAGGACACCAUCGGGGAGGAGAGCGUGUUCCUGACCAUCACGGACGCCAUCGCGUCGUGCCGGUACGGGCUGCGGAGGUUCAGAGGCAAGGGGGGAUGCAGCGAGGUAUAG